AUGGCGGCGGCGGGUGCGGAGCAGCGGCGGGGAGCGGCGGAGCCCCCGUUGGGAUCGCUGCUCAGCCGGCUGCCGCUGGCGCCCGCCCCGGCCCCACGGCGCCGCACCGCCAGCCAGUGCAAGCCGGAGCCGCCGCUGCUUCGCACCAGCAAACGGACUAUCUACACGGCCGGGCGGCCACCCUGGUACAGCGAGACCGGCGCGCCCGUAGAUGAGGCCUUUGUCAUCGGCCUGUGCGGCGGCAGCGCCUCGGGAAAGACCACGGUGGCGACGCGGAUCAUCGAGGCGCUGGACGUGCCCUGGGUCGUGCUGCUCUCCAUGGACUCCUUCUACAAGGUGCUGGAUGAGGGGCAGCAGGCGCUGGCAGCCCGCAGCGACUACAACUUCGACCACCCCGAUGCCUUUGACUUCGAGCUGCUCGUCAGUGUCCUGCGCAAGCUCAAGAAGGGCAAGAGCGUGAAGGUGCCGGUGUAUGACUUCACCACACACAGCCGGCGCCGCGAGUGGAAAACAGUGUAUGGGGCCAAUGUCAUCGUGUUCGAAGGGAUCCUGGCCUUUGCCAACAAGGAGCUGCUCAAGCUCCUGGACAUGAAAGUGUUUGUGGACACGGACUCUGACAUCCGUCUGGUGCGGCGGCUGCAGCGCGACAUCAUGGAGCGCGGGCGUGAUGUCGCAGGGGUCAUCAAGCAGUACAACAAGUUUGUGAAGCCGGCCUUUGAGCAGUACAUCGAGCCCACCGUGCAGGUUGCCGACAUCGUGGUGCCCAGGGGUGGGGAAAACUUCGUGGCGCUGGACCUCAUUGUGCAGCAUGUGCACAGCCAGCUGGAGAAGCGGGAGAUUACAGUCAGGGCAGCCCUGGCCUCUGCCCACCAGGGACAGCCACUGCCGAAGACGCUGAGCGUCCUGGAGAGCACGCCGCAGGUGCGGGGCAUGCACACCAUCAUCAGGAACAAGGACACAACCAGGGAUGAAUUUAUCUUCUACUCCAAGCGCCUGAUGCGGCUGCUGAUCGAACAUGCCUUGUCCUUCCUGCCGCUGAAGUCGGUCACGGUGGAGACGCCCCAGGGCACGAUGUACGAGGGGAAGCGGUUCCACAGGCAGCGGAUCACCGGCGUGUCCAUCCUGCGAGCAGGCGAGACCAUGGAGCAGGCCCUGACCGCUGUGUGCAAGGACAUCCGCCUGGGCAAGAUCCUCAUCCAGACCAACCUGGACACAGGGGAGCCUGAGCUGCACUACCUGCGCCUGCCCAAGGAGAUCAGCGAGGACUACGUCAUCCUGAUGGACAGCACCGUGUCCACGGGGGCCGCGGCCAUGAUGGCCGUGCGCGUCCUGCUGGACCACGAUGUGCAGGAGGACAGGAUCUUCCUGCUGUCGCUGCUGAUGGCGGAGAUGGGGGUGCACUCCGUGGCCUACGCCUUUCCCCGUGUCCACAUCAUCACCACGGCUGUGGAUAAACGGGUCAACGAGGAGUUCCACAUCAUCCCUGGCAUCGGUAACUUUGGAGACAGAUACUUCGGCACCGAUGGCCCCUCGGCCUGGUGUGAGAGCGACAGCAUGGACUGCUGAGCUGGCUGGCCCCAGGACUACGGGCCAGGCUGGCUGCAGGGCUGGCCCCUAUCCCUGCCCCCAGGAGAGGCCCUGAGUUGCCAGCUGUGCCCACCUGCCAGCCCCUGGCUCUCGGACCUGCACAACAAGCCCGUGUUGAUGGUCUCCCUCUGCCCCCAAGGACCAAUCCUCCCCAGGGAGGAGGAGAAGAGAGGGAUGGCCUCUCCUGUGGACCACGGAGAGGGGACAUUUAGGGACAUUCCUUGUUCCCAGAGCCCUGCCUCUGGGCCUGGGCCAGCCGUGCCUCCGAAGGGAGUGGUGGCCUCCCUGCGGCUGUGCCUGAGGG
Molecule: messenger RNA, 1891 nt
Organism: Sturnus vulgaris (Common starling)
Lineage: Eukaryota; Metazoa; Chordata; Aves; Passeriformes; Sturnidae
Product: uridine-cytidine kinase-like 1
Molecular function (GO): ATP binding; kinase activity
Source: RefSeq, a predicted model, not a curated record